Penicillium vulpinum is the source of this 1134-nucleotide messenger RNA. Its product is annotated as Clr5 domain-containing protein. Lineage: Eukaryota; Fungi; Ascomycota; Eurotiomycetes; Eurotiales; Aspergillaceae. The transcript is spliced from 3 exons. The record is from RefSeq and is a predicted model, not a curated record. Bases 1 to 1134 code for a protein of 377 amino acids.
AUGGAGAAUAAUUACUCGACUCCCAUCUCCCCUCAAUCGCCAAAUGUCUUUCGACCCCGCCGAUCGGACGACUGGCACGAAUAUCGUGAAAUCAUCGAACAGCUCUACCGCAACGACCAGUUGAAACUACGAGAUGUGAAACGAAUCAUGGAAAGGGAUUAUAAGUUCUUUGCAUCAGAAAAACAAUACAAAGAUCGUCUUGCUGCAUGGCAUGUUCGAAAGAACAUCAAAGCAAAAGAAGUCCAUCUCAUGCUUCGCAAGCAACAGAAGCGCGCUGCCCAAGGCAAACAGACAGCCUUCCGGGUAAACGGUCAGAAUGUCGAUCCAAAACGUAUCGCCCGCUUCGUACGUCGCUAUGGGACAUCAUGGGAUACCAAUCGAGGCAAAGAGCCAGAGACUGAGCCACAAAGCCCUGAACCUCAAACACCCUCCGACAUGACCUGCUAUACACCAGAACCAACAGACGAACACAGCAUCACCACCCCCAUCUCACCACUCCCCGACAUGCAAUCGCCAACUCAAGAGAUGCCGCCCUACCCGCUCGGCUCAUACGGUAAUUCCACAGCCGUUCCGGUGAGUGUGUAUGUACCGAAUGAUAUUGAUGGAAGAUAUUUCGCUCUAGACCCAAACCACCUCGAAAACCUGCCCGAUCUGGAACUGGAAGAAUCACCGGCCAUGCCCAUGUCCAUGCAUUCAACCCAGCAUUCAUCCCAGCCACGUCAUAUCCAGUCCUACCACCAUUCAAUAGGGAACCAUCUCUCACACGGUGCACAUGCUGCACAUGCUGCACAUGCUGCACAUGGGUCUCACACCUCUCACGUCUCGCACGGUGUACACAACUCUCACGACUCCCAUGCUGUAGGUGUACAAGGUGUGCACAGUGCUCAAGGCGUGCAAGUGGUGCAGGGUGUACACGGUUCGCACUCUGCGCAUGGUCACCCUGGACCUGCGCCAAGGGAUCUCGAGGAUGCUCCUGGUGAAGAAGAUACCCACCCUCCUGACUGGAAUACGGUUGAAUCGUUCCAGAACAGGUUGCAGAAUUUGGAUUAUACACUUACGCAAUCGAUGUCGAAGUGGGCGAGGGAUCAGGAUCCUAAUCAGGAGAUUCCUCAUCAUGAGGGAUUGGGGAUGUGA